Messenger RNA from Uncinocarpus reesii 1704, 1290 nucleotides. RefSeq lists its product as uncharacterized. The transcript has 2 exons. Bases 1 to 1290 code for a protein of 429 amino acids. The record is from RefSeq and is a predicted model, not a curated record. Lineage: Eukaryota; Fungi; Ascomycota; Eurotiomycetes; Onygenales; Onygenaceae.
AUGGAGCCCUCUCAAACCGCCGCCGCUCGGAGACUCCCAGCAUUCUCCCCAAUCCGCGGCUCACAGUCCGGCCGCGAGCCAAACUCAACCACUCCAGGCACAAAGAGCAAACCCAAACACCGCCGCCACCUCUCUCACCGUGCCUAUCUCCACGCCCACUUCCACAACGGCCUGUAUCUCCCCGACCAACCAUGGGUUCAGGAUCAUUUGAUCGGCGGGGAAGAUUCCUGGACGGGGCAACGUGACCUUGACCCGAACCUUGAUGGGCGGCGAGAAAAGCAUAGAAGGCUACGUCCACAUCGGAGACACAGGUCGCACGACGGACGUCUAGGGAGUCGCCAAAUUCGGAACGACAUGGCUCCUGGGGAAGCUCGUGGGGAAGCUCGUGGGGUGCAGGCAGGCUCGUCAGAGAACGAUCUAGGGGUUGGGCUGCCAGGAGAGGUAUCCGAAGAGAUAGGGAAUGAGUUCCAGAUGGAUAAUGUGAUUCGGUUACCCUUUGUACAGCGCGAGGAGUACAUUCGUCUGGAGGAUGUCGAGAGGCAGAAGCAGAAAAGGAAAGACGCAGAGAAGUCCAAUUCCGUCGCCCUCUCCUCGCUUGCAGACCAGUCCCUUGCCUUUUCACAGCGUCUCGACACAGCGUAUUACAACCUUCUCGACCGCCUGUCCAGCAUUCGUUCCACCAUUCGCUCCUUUCACACCCUACGCGACCUCACGACAAGCAUCGACACCGAUUUCAACAGUGAAGCGGCCAAACUCACCCAAAGCACCCGCAAACAGAUCGCCGAUUUUCAAGGAUUCACCCCCCAGAUCCGCAAAAUCGAGGUGCUCGAGGCCAGAAUGAAAAGCUGCCGGGAGCGGGCGUCGAAUCUGGAUCAGCGCCUUAAAACUGUGCGGGAGCAGAUCGAGGCGUGGGACCAGAAAGAGGUAGAAUGGCAAAAGAGGGUUAGUCGGAGAUUAAGAAUUCUGUGGGCCGUGAUGGGGACCGCCGUCUUGUUUCUUGCCGUCAUGGGUUUGGUAGAUCGUUUUAAGCCGAGUUUGGCACCACAGGAGGCCCUCGGGGCUACGGACAGUUGGAAAACGCUCGUUUCCAGGUCUGCUGAGAACGAGACUGAAUGCGGAGAGGGAACACCAUGUCUGGAAGACGACGCGCAUGCUACGAGACUCAUCAGUACUUCUUUCGCAUCCAAAGCGAAAGAAGCCCGUCAAAGCCUUGGGCCUAGAGUGCCUACUAGCGUAUCUGAACAAAAGGACCCAGAAGAUCAGAUACAAAGAGUACUAGACGAAUUAUGA